Striga hermonthica is the source of this 1044-nucleotide messenger RNA. NCBI's taxonomy places the organism in Eukaryota, Viridiplantae, Streptophyta, Magnoliopsida, Lamiales, Orobanchaceae. The record is from the annotation of a GenBank genome assembly.
AUGGCCACCAUCAUAAUGGACAACAACAAUAUUGUGGUGCUCGAUAUACGUUUCCCGACGCUGCCCGUGGUGGAGCUGCAGCGGCACCAGGCGAGCGUGAACGCGAUUGCGUGGACCCCACAUAGCUCGUGCCACAUUUGCACGACCGGAAUUGGAUAUGCUCUUGUUCCAAUGAUUGCCAGGGGAGUUAUGUUGGGCCCUGAUCAGCCAGUUAUACUACAUAUGCUGGAUAUCAAACCUGCUGCUGAGGCCCUUAAUGGAGUUAAAAUGGAAUUGGUUGAUGCGGCUUUUCCUCUUCUUAAAGGUGUUGUUGCUACAACUGAUGCUGUCGAAGCUGGCACUGGCGUCAAUGUUGCUGUAAUGGUAGGCGGGUUCCCGAGGAAAGAGGGUAUGGAGAGGAAAGAUAUGAUGUCCAAGAAUGUCCCUAUCUACAAGUCCCAAGCUUCUGCUCUUGAGAAGCAUGCUGCUGCUAACUGUAAGGUUUUGGUUGUCGCUAAUCCAGCUAAUACCAAUGCGUUGAUUUUGAAAGAAUUCGCGCCAUCUAUCCCUGAGAAGAACAUUACUUGCUUGACAAGAUUGGACCACAACCGGGCCCUUGGACAGAUUUCAGAGAGAUUGAAUGUUCAGGUGUCGGAUGUGAAAAAUGUUAUUAUCUGGGGGAAUCACUCUUCUAUGCAGUAUCCUGAUGUUAACCCUGCUACCGUCAAGACCCCAGCUGGAGAUAAGCCUGUUCGUGAGCUCAUUGCUGAUGAUGCAUGGUUGAAUUCAGAAUUCAUAACCACAGUCCAACAGCGUGGCGCUGCUAUCAUCAAGGCUAGAAAGCUUUCUUGUCCUCUUUCUGCAGCCAGUUCAGCUUGCGAUUACAUUCGUGACUGGGUCCUUGGAACUCCGGAGGGUACUUGGGUUUCUAUGGGUGUAUACUCUGAUGGCUCAUACAAUGUUCCAGCUGGACUUAUUUACUCCUUCCCCGUUACUUGCAAGAAUGGUGAAUGGUCCAUCGUUCAAGGAUGGGUCCCUCACUUCUUCGAGCAGGCAGAGGGAUGA